AUGCGGACCUCCAAUGAGACCUCUUUUUCCACUACACCACCAUCACCGCCUCCACCAACGGUGCAUAACUCCACUGAAAUCUCUUGUUCCACCACACCACCACCACCACCGCCUCCACCAACGGUGCGUAACUCCACUGAAACCUCUUGUUCCACCACACCACCACCGCCUCCACCAACGGUGCGUAACUCCACUGAAACCUCUACUUUCACCACACCACCGCCUCCACCAACGGUGCGUAAAUCCACUGAAACCUCUACUUUCACCACACCACCACCACCGCCUCCACCACCAUCCCCAUUUCCCUCUCAAUCUCCGGCCACCUAUCCAUACACAGUUCUCACCGUACAUUCCCCAUCCACCACUCAUCUCUUAAACCCCACCCCCAUAUCCACCGACAACUCCAUUAAACUGGCACAUCCCCCUUCACCGGACCACCAAAUUCUUCCCUCACCGGACCACCACGUUCCGCUCCAAUCCGUCACCUCCAAUCGCCUUCUCCGUUUGCCUCCAUGGAAAGGCGUCAAACCCAUCCCACUCGGAAUCUCCGUCUUCGUCGGACUAAUUCUCCGAUUCGCAAUCCCAAAACCACACCAAGUCUCGAAUCAAGCCUGGCAACUCCUCGCAAUCUUCCUCACCACAAUCACCGGCCUUAUAUUCAGCCCAUUACCAGCCGGCGCGUGGACCAUCGUUUGUCUCACUCUCACCGUCAUCACUAAAACCUUAAAAUUCGCAGCCGCGUUCUCGGCGUUCACCAAUGAGAUCAUUUGGCUGAUCAUCGCUUCGUUCUUUUUCUCCAGAGGGGUUGUGAAGACGGGGCUUGGCGAUAGGAUUGUACUGUCCUUUGUGCGAUGGCUUGGAAAAAGUACACUGGGGUUGUCGUAUGGGUUGGUGUUGGGUGAGGCGUUGAUUUCUCCGGCGGUGCCUAGCUCGACGGCGAGGGCAGGUGGGAUUUUUUUGCCGAUCAUUAAGUCAUUGUCGCAGUCGGCUGAAAGCUGGCCGAAGGAUAAAUCGGCCAGGAAGCUUGGGGCUUAUCUAAUCCAGUCUCAGUUGCAGUCUGCUAGUAGCGCAGGUAAUCUUUUCUUGACUGCUGCCGCUCAAAACCUACUGUGUGUCAAAUUAGCUGAGGGAGUUGGGGUUAAAAUUCCAAAUCGAUGGACUACCUGGCUCAAGUUUGCUAGUUUGCCUACAUGUAUAUCUCUUCUAGCAACCCCAAUUAUCUUAUACAAGAUCUUUCCUCCUAAAACCAAGAACACACCUGAUGCUCCUGCCAUGGCCAAGAGGAAACUAGAGCAGAUGGGUCCUGUCAAAAGGGAUGAAUGGGUGAUGAUUGGUACCAUGCUUGUUACAGUGGCAUUAUGGAUUUCAGGAGAUGCUCUGCAUAUGACAAGUGUUGUUGCAGCACUGCUGGGCUUAUCAGUACUACUGCUAUUAGGAGUACUUGAUUGGGAUGAUUGCUUAAGUGAAAAGUCUGCAUGGGAUACCUUGGUUUGGUUUGGGGUACUUGUGGGCAUGGCAAGCCAAUUGAACACCCUUGGUAUUGUACCCUGGAUGUCUGAUUGUGUGGCCAAAUUGCUUAAAUCUUUAUCACUGGGCUGGCAUGCCUCAUUUGGUAUCCUUCAGGCAGCAUAUUUCUUUAUCCACUAUCUAUUUGCAAGUCAAACUGCCCAUGUUGGAGCUCUAUACUCGACAUUUCUUUCAAUGCACUUGGCAUCUAAAGUGCCCGGUUUGUUGGCAGCGCUGGCUUUGGGAUACAAUACCAAUCUUUUUGGUGCACUAACACAUUAUAGCAGUGGUCAGGCUGCUGUAUACUAUGGAGCUGGUUAUGUAGAACUUGCUGAUGUUUUUAAACUGGGAAUUGUAAUGGCUCUUAUUAACAUUGUGAUAUGGGUAUUAGCUGGAGCUCUUUGGUGGAAGAUUUUGGGCCUUUAUUGA
Molecule: messenger RNA, 1935 nt
Organism: Ilex paraguariensis (yerba mate)
Lineage: Eukaryota; Viridiplantae; Streptophyta; Magnoliopsida; Aquifoliales; Aquifoliaceae
Source: the annotation of a GenBank genome assembly